Ascochyta rabiei is the source of this 2811-nucleotide messenger RNA. Its product is annotated as Alpha-glucosidase. Gene Ontology annotation, molecular function: carbohydrate binding; hydrolase activity, hydrolyzing O-glycosyl compounds. The transcript is spliced from 4 exons. NCBI's taxonomy places the organism in Eukaryota, Fungi, Ascomycota, Dothideomycetes, Pleosporales, Didymellaceae. Gene Ontology annotation, biological process: carbohydrate metabolic process. Bases 1 to 2811 code for a protein of 936 amino acids. The record is from RefSeq and is a predicted model, not a curated record.
AUGAUCGGCAAAGGUCUCAUCCUCCUGGGGUCGGCGUUGCCUGUCUUCGCCGCAUCGCUUGUCAAGAGGCAGAGCUCCUCUCUUGAAAGUUGUCCCGGAUACACCGCAAGCAACAUUCAGAACAAUGGCGCGAGAGUCACUGCGGAUCUUGCUCUUGCAGGCACGGCAUGCAACGUCUACGGUGAUGAUUUGACCGAUCUGAAGCUAGAAGUGGAAUACCAAACUGAAAGUCGAUUGCAUGUCAAGAUUUACGAUUCUGCAGAGCAGGUCUUCCAAAUCCAGGAAUCUGUCUGGCCUAGACCUCAGGGUGACGAUGGUUUCGAUCCUGCCAGCUCAGCUCUUGUUUUCUCACACACGGAGAGCCCGUUCUCCUUUACAAUCGCUCGCAGAGACACCAAUGAGACCAUCUUCGAUACUUCUGCAGCAAGCUUGGUAUUUGAGACGCAGUAUCUCCGUCUCAGGACCAAGCUGCCCGAAGCCCCCAACAUUUAUGGCCUGGGCGAGUCUACUGAUUCUUUCCAUUUGAACACUACCAACUACACUCGAACUCUGUGGAACCGUGACGCUUAUGGAACUCCUCCAGGAACGAACCUUUAUGGAUCUCACCCUGUGUACUUCGACCACCGUGGCGAAAAAGGUACUCACGGGGUACUCCUUGCCAGCUCUCAGGGUAUGGACAUUAAGAUCGAUGAUUCUGAUGGUCAAUUCCUCGAGUACAAUGCACUUGGCGGUGUUGUGGACUUGUACUUCUUGGCGGGUCCAACACCCAAAGAGGUGGCUAUUCAGUACUCUGCCUUGUCCGGGACCGCUGCCAUGAUGCCUUACUGGGGGUUCGGUUUCCAUCAGUGCAAGUAUGGUUACCGCGAUGUGUGGGAGGUUGCCGAAGUCGUGGCCAACUACACCCAAGCCAACAUCCCAAUGGAAGUCAUGUGGACUGACAUUGACUACAUGGAGCUCCGUCGAUUGUUCACACUAGAUCCUGAACGCUACCCGUUGGAGCUGGUACGUGGUCUGGUUGAUUACCUGCAUGCUCACCAGCAGCACUACAUUGUUAUGGUCAAUUCCGCUGUAUGGGCGGGCGAUAACGAUGUCUACAACGAAGGGGUUGAGCAAAACGUAUGGCAAAUCCGUGAAAACGGCUCCAUCUACCAGGGCGCUGUCUGGCCAGGCCCAACUGUCUUUCCUGACUGGUUCCACCCUAACACCCAGGACUACUGGAACAGCCAGUUUGAGCAGUUCUUCGAUCCUGCAAAAGGUGUUGACAUUGACGGACUCUGGAACGAUAUGAAUGAGCCUGCCAACUUCUGCUCAUACCCAUGCCCCGACCCUGUAGCCUACUCGGAGGAAUCUAAGAACCCCCCAGAGCCUCCGCCAGUUCGCCCCGGUGGACCUGGCCGUGAGAUUCCUGGGUUCCCUGCUGGCUUCCAACCUGGAUCUGGUACCAACGCUACGAAACGCACGCUUCAGUCUCGCCAAUUCAAUUCAAAGCUGUCAAUGGUCAAGCGCUCUGUGCAUGCACGCCAGUCCAACGGGACGACCGCUCGUCUUGGUCUACCAGGCCGUGAUCUUAUCAAUCCCGCGUAUGAGAUCCAGAACGCUGCUGGAACCAUCAGCAACAAAACGAUGGACACCGAUAUUCGCAACUACGAUGGAUCUUACCACUACGACACCCACAACUUCUGGGGUUCGCUCAUGUCGAUUGCGUCGAGGGAGUCUAUGUUGCAGCGACGACCAGAGCGCCGUCCUUUCUUGAUCACACGAUCGACAUUCGUUGGCCUCGGAAAGUAUGUAGGCAAGUGGCUCGGCGAUAACGUCAGCACAUGGGAGCAAUACCGUUUCAGUAUUGGCGGAAUCCUCAACUUCGCUUCCAUCUUUCAGAUCCCAAUGGUUGGACCCGAUAUCUGUGGUUUUGCCGGUAACACUACCGAGACUCUCUGCGCUCGCUGGGCCACCCUUGGAGCGUUCUACCCGUUCAUGAGGAAUCACGCAGGCGACACCUCCAUCUCCCAAGAAUUCUACCGCUGGCCCCUAACCCGCGCUGCAGCGAGCAAUGCUAUCGCUAUUCGCUAUCGCCUGCUCGACUACAUCUAUACCGCCUUCCACCGCCAGACUGAGACCGGUCUUCCGCUACUGAACCCACUGUUCUUCCACUACCCAGAGGACGCCAACACUUUCGGGAUUGAGUACCAGUUCUUCUACGGCGACGACAUUCUUGUCUCGCCUGUGCUGGAAGAGAACAGCACUUCCGUCAGCAUCUACCUGCCCAACGGCAUCUUCUACGACUGGUGGACACUCGAGCAGAUCCAAGGCAAGGGUUCACAUAUUAACCUCACCGAUGUAGGCUUCGAUUCCAUCCCACUGCACAUCCGUGGUGGCGCCAUCCUACCUCUGCGUGCCGAGUCAGCAAACACAACCACGGAGCUGCGCAAGCAAGACUUUGUGAUCUGGAUUGCGCCAAACUCCACCAACCAGGCCUACGGAACGCUGUAUCUCGAUGAUGGCGAUAGUCUGGAGCAGGACGGCACGAGCGAGAUCGUCUUUACGUACGACAACGGCAAAUUCAGCAUGAAAGGCGACUUUGGCUACGACACCGAUGUCCAGGUCAAGAACAUCACGCUGCUCGGUGCGAAUGGCCAACAAACGCUUCAGGGCCCUGUGCCUUUGACUGGAGAGUACAGUGUCACGUUCAACGGCACUGGUGGUAACUACACCGGCGGUGGCAGCCCGCAGCAGUUCGAAGGUAAAGCGACAAGGAACAGUGUCGGUGCGCUUAUCGGCGCUGCUGCCGGCGCCGCGUUGUUGGCUUUGUAG